Messenger RNA from Magnusiomyces paraingens, 2619 nucleotides. RefSeq lists its product as uncharacterized. Gene Ontology annotation, molecular function: TBP-class protein binding; RNA polymerase III general transcription initiation factor activity; RNA polymerase III type 3 promoter sequence-specific DNA binding. The transcript has a single exon. Gene Ontology annotation, biological process: transcription by RNA polymerase III; transcription preinitiation complex assembly; DNA-templated transcription initiation. Bases 1 to 2619 code for a protein of 872 amino acids. The record is from RefSeq and is a predicted model, not a curated record. Gene Ontology annotation, cellular component: nucleus; transcription preinitiation complex; transcription factor TFIIIB complex. Lineage: Eukaryota; Fungi; Ascomycota; Dipodascomycetes; Dipodascales; Dipodascaceae.
AUGGACGGAAGAAAAUGCAAAUCUUGCGGAUCCAGACUUGACGGAGGUGUUUGUACAGAAUGUGGUCUUGUCUGGGAAGAAUCAACCAUGGUCAACGACCUGACCUUUGGCGAGUCUUCGUCCGGUGCUGCUAUCGUCAACGGUUCCUUUGUCAGUGCUGACCAAAGUGGCCCGGGCCGUGGAGGUCUUUACGGCAAUAGCAACGGCCGUGAAGUCACUAUCGAAAAGGCUAGGAAUCGAAUUUAUGGCGUUGCUCACUACUUGCGUGUCCCGGAACCUGCUAUUCAGGCCGCUAUCGCCAAUUUCAAAUUAGCACUUUCUAUGAACUUUAUUCGCGGACGCAAGUCCAAGUACGUGACUUGCGCCUGUCUCUACUUAGGAUGCCGCAUUCAGCAUACAUCUCAUAUGAUUAUGGAGUUUGCAACUUUUCUCAAGGUAAAUGUCUAUAUUCUGGGCAAUACCUACAGCCAGCUUUUACGGCUUCUCCGACCCAUGCUUGGCACAGAGCAACUUCGCCGCGUCGUCACUAUUGAUCCCACAAUCUACAUUGUAAAGUUUAUCAACAGACUUAACUUCUCCAGUGAAGACUCGAAAAAGGUGAAUGAUGAUGCUUUCCGUUUAAUCAAACGCAUGGAUAAGGAUUGGAUGGCCAUGGGUCGCCGACCAGGUGGUAUUGCUGCUGCUAGCAUUCUUAUUGCCUGCCGCAUGAAUAACCUCAAGCGUUCGAAAGCCCACAUUAUGCAAAUCGCCAUGAUAUCAGAAUCAACUAUUGACAAGCGUCUGAAAGAGUUCAAGGCGACGGUGGCUGGUACACUGUCUGUUAAGGAUUUCCGCGCCACUAAUGUCGAAUCUACGGCCGACCCACCUUCAUAUUUGAAAAAUAGAGAUGUUGAGCGGAAUAGAAAUGCUCUUCAACUUUUGACUGCAGAAAAUAUGGAUGAGGAUGGUGACAGCAAUGAUGAAGAUGAUUUUGAAAAGUAUACCGAGGAAGAUAUUUUGGAAAUGGCAGAAGAGGCUCGACAAUCUUACCAAGAUGAAAGCGAUGAAGAAGAUGAUGAAGGAAAUUUGCCACCUCUUGAAAAAUCUUUUAAAAACAAAAGUCUGGGUCGGGCUACAUUGUAUGCUAUUGAGGCCGCAAAAGCUGAAGCCAAAAGAAUAGAAGAACGACGCAAAAAGCGGCUAGAGGCAAAGCUGAGAGAGGGCAUUGUGGAUUAUGAGGAUGGUGAGGGAGGUGAAGAAAAAGAGGGGGAGGAUGAAAAGGAAAAGGAUGACGAUGACGAUGAAGACAGCGAAAAAAAGAAAAAAGAAGUGGAAAAGGAGAGUGAUGAAGAAGAUAGCGACAAUGAAGAGGACUUGUUUGUUUCUAAUAAAGAUGAUAUUAAGAAGGGUAUAGUAAAGGCUGGUGAUGAGAUUGAGAAGAAUGGAGAUAAAGAUAAGGAUAAGGAUGAAGAAAAAGAUGAUGAGGAUGAUGAGGAUGAUAAAGAAAAGCAAGUUAAUAGUGAAGAUGACGAUGACGAUGACGAUGACGACGAAGAAAAGGAAGAUGAAAGUGAAGAUGACGAUGACGAUGACGACGAAGAAAAGGAAGAAGAAAGCGAAGAUGACGACAAAGAAAAGGGGGAAGAAAGUGAAGAUGAGCUUGAAAUACUUGAAAAGAAAAAGUCAGUUAAAGAUGAGGUUAAAGAAUCAAAGCUUCAUUCCGAUGAAGAGAAAGAAAGGGGAAAAGAAAAAGAAGACAAAAGUGAAGGUGAAGAAGACGGUAAGGAUGAGGAUAGGGAUGAGGAUAAGGAUGAGGAUAAGGAUGAAGAUGAUGAUGAUGAAGAUGAUGAUGAUGAUGAAGAUGAAAAGGAUGAAAAUAAAAAUGAAAAUGACGAGACAGGUAGGGGUGAGGAAGAUGAGAAUAAUAAGGAUGAAGGUGAUGAUGAGAAAAAAAUCACCAAAGUUGAAAAGCAAAAUUCUGACGAAGAUAAAUCGGAUGAAGAAAAUUCUGAGGAAGAAACGUCAGACAAAAAGGCUGACAAAAACGAGUCCGGCUCCAAAACUCAAGACAAUUCCACAGAUGAACCUGCUACCAAACGACGCAAGUUAACACGCCAGGAGCGCAUUGACGCAAUUUUGCGCAGACACAAACACCCUGUUGUUCGUAUGACAUAUCGAGAUUCGGCUGAUGCCGCUGCUGGGUCCCAACCAACUACUUGGGUUAGCAAAGUAUCUGAUGACCCGGAGAAUCUUUCCGAUGUUGAUGACGACGAGUUAGACAAUAUCAUCUGCGGAAAAGCUGAGGUAGCACGGCGGCAACGUCUGUGGCUCUCGUUGAACCAUGAUUACGAGGUGGAGCAGGCUCAUAGGCGUAACAAGAUUGAUGCAGACAAAAAGGCUGGCACAUACAAGGAGCCUCGGAAAAGACGUGCUGCGCAGUCGCGGUCCGGAUGGGGCAACCGCCCACUUGGGUCGCAACUUUGCAAGCAGGAAGAAGAGGAUGGAGCUGGAGGCAGUGCGAAUGCCCGUAAUGUUGCUGUGAACAUGAUGAUGGAACGUAGUAAGGUACUCAAGGUUUCUAAAAAGUCCAAAAAGAUCAAUUAUGGUGCUUUGGACGGGUUACUCAACUUGGGCAAUUAG